Molecule: messenger RNA, 495 nt
Organism: Phaeoacremonium minimum UCRPA7
Lineage: Eukaryota; Fungi; Ascomycota; Sordariomycetes; Togniniales; Togniniaceae
Product: putative duf1772 domain containing protein
Exons: 1
Coding region: 1-495 (164 amino acids)
Source: RefSeq, a predicted model, not a curated record
AUGCCUAGCGAAAGCGCGACCGUUCGCGCCGCGCAGACGGCGUCCAUCUUGGUCUCAACGUUAGCCGGUGGUGCCAACCUUGCUCUAUCAUUCUUCGUCAUCCCGCGCCUUCUUGAGUCACCCACUCCGCUGAUGCUUCGUCAGUGGGCCAACAGCUUCAAUGUCACGAAGAAGGUAUUUCCCGUUCUGGGACAUCUGGCGGGACUGAACUUCUUCUACCUGGCCUACAAGACAAAAUCGCGCCUGUUCCUGACGGCUGGCUUGCUGUGCGCAAGCAAUACACCCUACACCCUGGCCGUGCUGAUGCCGACGAACCGCAAGCUGUUUGCUAAGGUCGAUGAAAUGAGAAGCAUGGGCGCUACUGAUGAGGUGGUGGAAAUCGGUGCGAGAGAGGAGACGGCCAAAUAUCUCGUUGAUCACUGGGGCAUCCUUAACCUUCCAAGAGGGUUGUUACUUGCGGCAGCCGGUGCAGUUGGGCUCUAUGCUUCGCUAUGA